AAAUCACACAUUGCCUCUACUUCUAUGUUAGAUCUCCCCACCCUCUCUUCUUUCUCCCAUUUCUUCCCCACAUUUACCACCCCUCUUUCACCAUCUCUAACUCAACAAACGUUGUUUACCUCAAGCCAUGCCACCUUGGCAUCAACCAUUCUCAUUCCGCCCUCUAACAACAUCACUGUUUUAACGACCAUGAUCGGUGGACUGGAGCGCUGUCUUUGUCCACCGAUCAUGAGCAACGAGGAGGAGUAUCGGAGGAUGAUUCGGUGUGGCCCUGUGGUGAUAGCACCAUUGGGGUGGGGGAGACGAGAAGUAGUUCCAACGACGACGUACGGUUGAAGGAAUGUAGAGAAACAGGAAAAAAGAAGAAUGGAAUUUGGCUUUGCAACUACACUCUCCUUGUUUCUAGCCCUCGCUGCUCUUUGGAGCGGAGAGAUGGGCAGAAUUAGGAGAGCGUCAAUUGUUGCAUUGCACAGGGGAAUUGAGGGUAACGGUCCGAUUUACCUUUUUUUUUUUUUAUUAUUAUCGUCACUUUGUUUAGCUUUAACUAUUGUUUAGCUUCUAGGAGUAUUUUUCCUUCUUCUCUUUGUAUGUUAGAAGACUUGGGGAUGUAAGAAAUGCAUACUUACAAGGCCAGCUAGAGACCACGCAUGAGUGUGUUAUAGAAAAGCUGUCGGGCAUGCAUUUCUUACACCUAUUUCAAUAACACAAAUGUACCCCUCCUUACUUUCUUGUUGUUUCAUGAAAAAAUAUUAUUGCGACAUGAAAAAGUGGAUUCUCGAAGUUUUUUUUUCCAAUUUCGAUUCCAUUUCAAUCACAACAUUGUGAGUAAUAGACUAUCUCAUAGCAAAAGCAAAGGACAGGUAGUUCCGCUUAUACAAACAUAAGCAAUUCAUGAAGAAAUUUCCAUCACCAGAUGAGCCAACAAAAUCAAUUGCACAUCCUUGGAAUUCUUUGUUGCCCCAUCAGUAAAGUUAGGAUUCUUCAUUAUGAUUCUCUAUCCAAGAGAGUAAAUUCUGCUCUUGGGACUAAUUGGGGAAAUACAUAACAGAGAACACUAAAGUUACGAUUCGUUUAUAACUAACUGAUUCUAAAAAAUAAAGAAUCGUAACAAAUUAUAUACGAGAGUGAAAAUAUAUAAAAAUUACGUUACAUUAGGGUAAACGGGGAACAGGUUAAAGUAUACGAGAGUCAGUGAAAAUAGGUAAAAAAAAAAAAAUGUUAAAAACCAUUGUCAGUGCAAUUGAACAGCAACCGAAGAAGAAAAAGAAAGGAGAUGAAGAGCAUCCACUAAUCGGCGCAACUGCCGCCGCCGCCGGUGAUCCUGACCUGAUUUCAGCCCUUCCGGACGAAUUAAUACACCAAAUCCUUUUCCUUCUCGACUCUCCGAAACAAGCAGCGAGAACCGGCGCGCUGUCCCGAAGAUGGCUCCAUCUCUGGCGAUCUUACCCGGUGCUGGAGUUUCGACGCGAGGAGUUCGACCAGUCCGCCGCGGGCGACGCGAAAUCCGCCGACUUCGCCGCCGCAGCGGCCCGGAGGAUUUCUCUGUACUUCGAACAUUUCAGGACGCCGCUCGAUUCACUGAAGUUCGCGAUGCCGAAUCGCCAAUCGUAUCCAGAGGCCGACAUGUUUCUCGCGCUGGCGUCGCCGAUCGCCGCUCAGUACGGAUCGCCUCUCGAGGUCGCGAUCCGAACCGGCGAGUCCUACAGUUUCCCCGAGGGAUCGUUCUCGCACUGCAGCCGCACGAAAGUUCUCAAGCUCGACGGCGGAGACAUUAAGGGAUUGGGAAAGGUUUCUGUGCACGGUCUCCAGGUUCUUCAUCUCGACAAUCUCGUACUUACUGAACAAUUGCUGUACGAUUUCGUUGCCAGUGCUCGUAAUCUCGAGUCGUUGAGCUUGGGGGAGUGUUUCGAAAUUGGAAGGCUGGAGAUUUCGGUUGGUAAUUUCCCCAAAUUGAAAACCCUAAGCAUCCACGCAAGAGGGGAUUCCAAGCUUCAGGAACUCCUGCUUACUACAGCCCCUUUUCUAGAGAGUUUAGUCUUCAUCAAGGCAGGGAACCCAUGUAAGCUGAGAACAGUAUCCUCAUCUGCAGCUCCGAAGCUCAAGUUUGCAAGGAUCGAUAGCUGCGACAGGCAGUUUUCACGGCUCGAUCUGGACGAUUUCAUUAUGAAGUUGCCAUCUUUGCAGGAUCUGUAUCUCGCCCGUGUGUGCCUUAAGGACAAGCUUCUCUGCACCCUCAUGGCCAAUACUCCUAAUCUCCGGUCAUUGAGGUUUUCCUCCUACUUCCAUUGGAUUGACAAGGUAGAGAUCUCCCACGGCAGUCUUUCCAGCUUGGAAAUCGCCCCCAAGGGGGGCCAAUUCAGAUACCAGAUUGAGUUCAAGCUUACCUCAACCCCUUUCCUGGAGACUUUGAAGAUUGCAGAUUUUGUGGGGUUGUACAAGUUGAAUGUAGAAUCGCUAUCUGCAGCUCCAAACCUCAAAGUGUUGGAAUUUACUGUCCCCGAGGGGUUUACGCAGGGACAUCUUGAUGGUUUGAUUUCCAUGUUGCCAUAUCUCGAGAGUCUCUAUUUGGUGAGAGUGAAUGGGACGCACAGUGAGAUGAGGAGGCUAAGGGUCUCGAGUCAUCAGCUUCGGGUGUUCAAGUUGCGUGAUGCAUACGAAGCCCCAACCAAGCCAAUGCGGGUGCUUAAAAUUGAUGCUCCUAAUUUGGUGAGUGUUCAGUACAAGGGAAAUGGAUUAAGGUUUCCGGACAGUAUUAAUGUUCUCAAUGUGGCAUCUGACUGCCGAUUUGUAGUUCAAGGGUAUGGUAAGAUUGGCGAAAGAAGCACACAGUUGAAACAUGAAUGGUUUCUGCGAUUGAGGCAGUCUCUCUGGGCAGUGAGCCGAUUCCACCUAGUAUUGCAGCUGCGCAGCUUGGAAUUGUCAAAACAACAGGCUGCAUUCGAUUUGAGAGUAGCUGAACGCAUUUCACCUCCUUGGUUCGUUCAACGCUUGGAUCUGGAGACCUCAUCGUCGGACGUGCCUGAUGAACACAAUUGUAAUGUAUUUCUUGGUGGUUUGUUCUGGGCAUGUCGGCCUAAAUCAAUCUGCAUACCUCAAAAACAUGAUGCAGACCGUAAGUUUGUCCAGUUAAUUUGCGAGCAAUUCAAGAACAAAGAUGGUGCUAACUGUUGCGUGGGCGCCAAGUGUUGGCGACAUGAUCUAAGAGAAGUGAAGAUAGAGAAUGCAAGUUUCGACCAUAACAACACGACAAUAGAUGUUUCCCGGAAGGAGGAUCCAUCCCUGGCAAACCUUGCAGAGGUUUUGUUUAGAUUAACAUGGGGUUGAUUAUCUAUAGAGUUACUACGGUUACACGAGUCAGCUCUGUGGUGAAUUGACAAUGUUGCUGGGAAUUUUAUGAACUCUAUGCUUGGAACUUGUUGCUGGGGUGUUUCCACCUUUGUUCCAUUAAUAGUAUGAACUAGUGACCUUUUGCAACUGCAUAAAUACAAAUGCUCAUUCAUCAGUAAACAAUUUUGAUGUUUGAUUUGAAAUCUCUGUCUAUAUUUUAUGUUGGAUUUGAAAUAUGCAAGACUAUUAAAAUUGUUAUUGAUUA
This is a messenger RNA of Linum trigynum, 3592 nucleotides long. The record is from the annotation of a GenBank genome assembly. Lineage: Eukaryota; Viridiplantae; Streptophyta; Magnoliopsida; Malpighiales; Linaceae.